This is a messenger RNA of Haliotis rubra (blacklip abalone), 2919 nucleotides long. RefSeq names its product cysteine-rich DPF motif domain-containing protein 1-like. The transcript is spliced from 5 exons. The record is from RefSeq and is a predicted model, not a curated record. Bases 31 to 375 code for a protein of 114 amino acids. Lineage: Eukaryota; Metazoa; Mollusca; Gastropoda; Lepetellida; Haliotidae.
CAACAACAGCAGACGGAACAACAACCAACGAUGGAAGACUCCAAAUCCAAAGAAGAAGAAAAGGAAUUUAUUUGUUCAAACUGCAACUUCAAGGCGAAAUAUAAUUACCACGGCACCAAACCUCCGUUUCUGAAAUCUCUGAUAUUGUUGGAAGAGGCGUAUGUGAUGAAGGAUCCAUUCAGCACAGAGGGAGGUCUAGUCACCUUAGGAGCUCAGUGUUCUCUGUGUAACAAGCCAGUCUGCAUUGCCACUGAUUGCAGUUUAUUCUUCACAAAGAGGUUCUGUUUGGGUUGUGUGACUGACCAUCUAGAUGAAUUUCCCAAAGAAAUAAGACAGGAAAUAAGUCGACGUGACAAGGAGAAAAAACAAUCCUGACAUGGUGGAUUUGGAAGCUGUCUUGAAUAUGCGUGCUCAUGGUGCCGUGCCGGACAAAGACGACCAUCACAGGUGGGGGAUCUAUCUUUACGACGCAAACAUUGACAGGGACCGACACUGGUGGGCAUCACACCAGGAGUCCAAAUCCCGCAGGGAGGGGGUCAAUGGUCUCAAUUCGACUCUUUAUAACGCUUCAGUGUGUGUCCCCAUAGGUCACAUGUGACAUUGUCUGCCACAUAUCUACAGCAACAACUUAUGCACUUCACCGAAGUGGCUAAUGUAGAAACAUGACUACAGGCUUGUUCUCCCAACUCCUCAAACAAACAGCUGUGUUAAGUGCCUGUUUUAAAUGCUGUUAAGUAACAUAUAGGCUUAUCAUUGCGAGACAAUCAAACGUAACCUUACGUUUGAUCACCAAAGUCACCUGACCUAUGGGUUAAUGCUAAAGACUGUGAAUCACCUCUCUAUUGGGGUGGUAGCGCGACAAAAUACUUGUUUCAUGAUCCAUUACACACAAGCUUCGGGACAGACCCGAAAAGAAAAGAAGACGUUAGAUUGUAUUUUGAUAGUUUGUCUGCUCACUUGGUAUCUCUGAGGUAUCAGUGUCGACUAAUUGGGUAAGAAUUUCUCGAAUUCGUACUUAAUUAUAUGUGCCUAUGACGGGCCAACACAACCAAGUGAGGAAAUGUCCUUUACAAAGAAUGGCACGUCUUGAAACAUCACCUGGUUUGUCAAAGUUCAGAAGUGGUGAUAUUGUGCACAUGUUUUUGACGUGCAUAACAGCAAUAAUUCAGCCACCCGCUCACGGCAUCUGACCCCUGUUUACAACAGGGAUUCCCGAAAUUGCUCUCCCAGUUUAGCCUUACAUCCAUCACAGGUGUGUAUUGGCCUCGACCAAUCGAGUGCCCAUACCGUAAAUGUACCAGUACAAGCUCCUCCAGGCUAGACAGUAGCAGAGCCAUGUGACAGUUGGAACUAGUUAUAAAGCACCAAAUGAGAGAGCUUCUCUGCCAUGAAAAUUACUGUUCCAUACUGAGAUAAAAUGAAGUCAUGAAAUAUAUUUUGUUGGCAUUUCAUUAUCUUGUGUUUUUUACAAGAAGAUAUAUUUUUUGUGUAAUCUUAAGUGAUUUAUUGUGUCCUUAGUAUCAGUCUUUAAUGUACCAUUUGUGUGAAAUUUGUAGAUUUAUAUGAUCUGUGUUGUAAGGCAAUCUGUGUAAGGUGCAGACCCAUAAGAUCAAAAAUGAUCAAAUAUGUGUUUGACAGUAACUAAAAAAGUCAGAGAUCCUUGUCGUGUUUAAAGUGUUUUUUUAAGGGGUGGGGUCAUCUCCAGAUUCAAAUACUAUAUCACAAACCUCUUAAACCCUUGCCUCCAUCCAAAUGCUGUUUGAUUCUCAAAUUUUGAAAGGGGUUCUGAGUAAUGGAGGCAUGUUUGAGCCAUUAGAAUUGUUGCUAGAGAAUAACAUGGUGUCUAAAUUAGAAUACAGCCCCAGCAACCUGUGAAGCUCAGAAUAUUAAUCACUAAUUUGUUUGGUAAAUAUUUGAUUAUCUAUAGGCUGACAAAUCACUGCAAAGAUGCAGGCAACAUUAAACAAACUGAAGUAAAGGAUAUUUGAAUUAUUAAAAUAAUAAAAUUUGGCAUCAAGUUUUGAUCCUGGUUUCAAAUAGUCGAACACUGUAGUGUCGAGGUUGAAAAGGCCUAAGUAAAGUUAUCCAAGUUUAGACACUACCCAAUGCAGGACCAAGCCUUUUCUUCAAGACAACUGUAUGCUCAACACUUAAAAGUUCACCACAACAGUGUUUGACUGUACCACUAUUUGUGCUUUUAAAAAUAUAUUUCACUGCCUGUAGUUGGAACAUAUAUUAGAGACAGUACAGUAAGAACAACCCAGCCAAGCAUAAAAGCCAGACAUACUGGUCAUAUAUAUGAAAGCGAUCAGCCAACUGGUUACUCUCUGCCUGUGUGCCUAUUGUACUCUGUUCUUAACUGGCAUUUAAACUGCCCCAUAGCAUUACAGGUGAAACUUAACCCUUUAUUCAUACCCUGGGGCUGAUUGGAGAUGCCGCUUUGAAAUGUAGCAUAGAAGCAAUUUGUCAAUUGGUAAAGAUUCAGAGCAUUCAAAUAAAAUAUGAUAUAUUAAAGUACCAUUAAGUCAAGUAAGGCUCAGUGGGAUGGAAAUAUGCUGGUUGAUCUGACUUAAUGUCACCAACACAUCAAAUCAACUUGGGUAUUUCACAUUUAAACUAGUGUUAUUGCUCAAUUAAGACAUUUUCUUGCAUUCUUCAGGAAACUCCCAUGAGAAUUGAGGCUUUGAGGCUGCCCACUUGGUGUGGUGUCAUGAAAAAUAAAAUGAACAUUGAACAUUGCCAAUUAAUUUUUGAAUUUGUUUUACAGUAAUUCCUUGCUAAAAAUUGGGUUGUAGAUAUAUAUAUUGUUUGUUUACUUAGGGACUGGUAAUUUUGUAUAGGGAUUUUCCAUAUUAUUUUCUUGGAAAAUGAAAGAAAUGUCAUUAAAAUAUUAAUUAAUAAAACAACAUUCCUUAUUCA